Messenger RNA from Glycine soja, 999 nucleotides. RefSeq lists its product as uncharacterized. The transcript has a single exon. The coding region runs from base 1 to 999 and encodes 332 amino acids. The record is from RefSeq and is a predicted model, not a curated record. NCBI's taxonomy places the organism in Eukaryota, Viridiplantae, Streptophyta, Magnoliopsida, Fabales, Fabaceae.
AUGUUUGGGAGUGGGACUCGAUCAAAUUCAUCAGAUGCUAAUAUAGGCACAACCACAACCAUAGGUGCAACAACCUCCUUAGGUUCAAGACCUAGAAGUAAAAAUGCUUCGGGAAAUAGGACUAAUAUUGGGUGGAAACAUGGGACAGAUGUUUUAGGGAAUGGUAAAAAAGUUAAGUGCAAAUAUUACUCAAAGAUAAAAAAAAGGGGAAUUUUUAGAUUCAAGCAUCAUCUUGCUGGGACUAGAUGGGAUUCUGAACCUUGUCCUUCGGUGCCAGAAGAAGUUAAGGUGCUUAUGAUGAAAGUUGUUGCAGAGGUUGCUAACGCAUCAAAGAAGAAAAGAAAAUUGAACAGUUUUCAUGAAGAAGGUAUAUAUACUGAGGGGGUGGAGACAAAUACCACUCAAAGUGGAAUAGAAGGGAAAGUGAUGUUUACUUUCAAAGGAAGAGGAAAAGCAAAAUUUGUUCAAGCUAGUGGUGAGGGAGUUCAAGCAACUUUAAAUCAAUUGUACAAAAAAGGUGAAAAAGAUAAAGUUGAUGAUCAAUGUGCUGAAUUUUGGUACACAAGUGUCAUUUCAUUCAAUGUAAUUAAAAAUCCAGCUUUUGCAAAUUUUUGUGACAUGGUUGCGAGAUAUGGGUUGGGCUAUAAACCUCCAUCUUAUCAUGAUAUCAUAGAGAAGCUUUUGAAAAGAGCAGUGGAGAAAACUAAUUUAAUGCUUCAAGAAUUUAGGGAGGAGUGGAAGAGAACCGGUUGCACAAUUAUGUCUGAUGGGUGGACAAAUAAAAAAAGGCAUUCAAUUUGUAAAUUUUUUAUGAACAGUCCAAAAGAAAUUGUAUUUCUUUAUUCGUUGGAUACCUUAGACAUCUCAAAAACAACUGACAAGGUGUUGAAGAUGUUGGAUGAUGUAGUGAAUUUUGUUAGAGAGGAGAAUGUAGUGCAGGUGGUUACUGAUAAUGCUACAAAUUACAAAGCAACUGGAGAAUUGUUGAUGCAGAAAUGA